This is a messenger RNA of Aspergillus oryzae RIB40, 531 nucleotides long. Its product is annotated as ubiquitin-like protein ATG12. Gene Ontology annotation, cellular component: phagophore assembly site membrane; Atg12-Atg5-Atg16 complex; cytoplasm. Gene Ontology annotation, biological process: autophagosome assembly; nucleophagy; autophagy of mitochondrion. Lineage: Eukaryota; Fungi; Ascomycota; Eurotiomycetes; Eurotiales; Aspergillaceae. The transcript is spliced from 3 exons. The coding region runs from base 1 to 531 and encodes 176 amino acids. The record is from RefSeq and is a predicted model, not a curated record.
AUGGACCCCUCAUCUCCGCAACACCCCUCUCAGGACUCCCCGAGACCGACCCAGAAUUUGUCCGCCGGUUCGCGGGCGAGUCUGAGCCAUCGACCCGCCAGUCGGAAGCAAAGCUCAGACUCUACAUCCAAUAAUAAGAAUGCUCCCAUUCCAGAUGAUGAACAUGGGGCGGAUAUGCCCCUGACCAUGUCCGCUUCGGUGGUGUUAACCAGCCUACCGCGUGAUGCCCAUCAAGCGCUGGCAGAUGCCGAGGCCGUUGAUAAGGGGAAAGUUACAGUCCGCUUCCAACCUCUGGCUUCAGCGCCCAUACUGAAAAACAAGGUUUUCAAAAUCAGUGCCUCCCAGAAAUUUGAGACUGUCGUCAAGUUCCUCAGAAAGAAAUUAGAUUGCAAAGAGACGGAUUCUGUUUUCUGUUAUGUCAAUAGCGUCUUUGCGCCGGGGCUGGAUGAGGGUGUCGGGGGCUUGUGGAGAUGCUUUAAGGUUGAUGAUCAAUUGAUUGUCUCAUACUCCAUGACGCCUGCGUUUGGGUGA